CUGUCACAGAAAAGUUUAGUUCUAUAGAAAUAUAGACUACAAGCAAAUAAAAGAUGAGACGCUUCGCAAUAUUCUCACUUCUUACUUUGACCCUUGCUGCUACUCAGCAAUGGAGGGAGAUCCCAAUGAUCGUCCAAGACGUGGAAGGCGUUUCUCCACCCAAAUACAUAUUUAUAGAUACCGAUGGUCUCGCCAACUUAAGUGAUCUGGAGUUCUUGUAUGUGUUUAAAGAUGGAGUCAUGAAGGAUAACCAUGGUUACUUGGGGCUUGAUACUGAACAGCAACUUUGUAUGGGCUUUGGUGAGUCUGUUCCAUUUGAAAAUGGCUACUUCAGAUACAACGACGACCCAGUUUUUGAAUUAUGCACGGAUUACAUCAUCCGCUAUAACAGUGGCUGUCAAAUUCUCAAACACAUCAAGAUCACAAUACCUUAG
Metschnikowia bicuspidata var. bicuspidata NRRL YB-4993 is the source of this 434-nucleotide messenger RNA. RefSeq lists its product as uncharacterized. The transcript has a single exon. NCBI's taxonomy places the organism in Eukaryota, Fungi, Ascomycota, Pichiomycetes, Serinales, Metschnikowiaceae. The coding region runs from base 54 to 434 and encodes 126 amino acids. The record is from RefSeq and is a predicted model, not a curated record.